AUGAGUCACCGCAAGUACGAGGCUCCCCGUCACGGCUCCUUGGCUUAUCUGCCUCGGAAGCGCGCUGCCCGCCACCGCGGAAAGGUCAAGUCCUUCCCCAAGGAUGACCCCAAGAAGCCCGUCCACCUGACCGCCGCCAUGGGCUACAAGGCCGGUAUGACCACGAUCGUUCGUGACCUCGACCGACCCGGCGCGAAGGCGAACAAGAAGGAAGUUGUGGAGGCUGUUUCGAUCAUUGAUACCCCCCCUAUGAUCGUUGUUGGUCUUGUGGGCUACAUCGAGACUCCCCGUGGUCUGCGCUCCCUCACCACCGUGUGGGCCGAGCACUUGAGCGACGAAGUUAAGCGCCGAUUCUACAAGAACUGGUACAAGAGCAAGAAGAAGGCCUUCACCAAGUACGCCAAGAAGCACUCCGACAACAGCGGUGCCUCCAUCAACCGCGAGCUCGAGCGCAUCAAGAAGUACUGCACCGUCGUCCGUAUCCUGGCUCACACCCAGAUCCGCAAGACCCCCCUCAAGCAGAAGAAGGCCCACCUCAUGGAGAUCCAGGUCAACGGUGGCUCCGUUGCCGAGAAGGUCGACUUCGGCAAGGACCUCUUCGAGAAGCCCGUCUCCGUCGACACUAUCUUCGAGCAGGAUGAGGUCAUUGACGUUAUCGCCGUCACCAAGGGCCACGGAUUCAGCGGUGUCACCGCCCGCUGGGGCACCAAGAAGCUCCCCCGUAAAACUCACAAGGGUCUCCGAAAGGUUGCUUGUAUCGGUGCUUGGCAUCCUUCCCACGUCCAGUGGACUGUUGCCCGUGCCGGUCAGGAGGGUUACCACCACCGUACCUCUGUCAACCACAAGGUUUACAGAAUCGGCAAGGGUGAUGCUGACGACAACGCCUCCACUGACGUUGAUGUCACCAAGAAGAAGAUCACUCCUCUCGGUGGCUUCGUCCGCUAUGGUGAGAUCAACAACGACUUCGUCAUGGUCAAGGGUUCCAUCCCUGGUACCAAGAAGCGUGUUGUGACCCUCCGCAAGUCCAUGUGGACUCACACCUCAAGAAAGGCUCUGGAGAAGAUCAGCCUCAAAUGGAUCGACACCUCAUCCGAAUUCGGUCACGGUGCUUUCCAGACCCCUGCGGAGAAGAAGCAGUACCAGGGUACCCUCAAGAAGGAUCUGGCUUCCGCAUAA
Trichoderma aggressivum f. europaeum is the source of this 1176-nucleotide messenger RNA. RefSeq lists its product as uncharacterized. Gene Ontology annotation, cellular component: cytosolic large ribosomal subunit; ribosome. The coding region runs from base 1 to 1176 and encodes 391 amino acids. The record is from RefSeq and is a predicted model, not a curated record. Lineage: Eukaryota; Fungi; Ascomycota; Sordariomycetes; Hypocreales; Hypocreaceae. Gene Ontology annotation, biological process: translation. Gene Ontology annotation, molecular function: RNA binding; structural constituent of ribosome. The transcript is spliced from 5 exons.